This is a messenger RNA of Morone saxatilis (striped sea-bass), 4108 nucleotides long. RefSeq names its product cilia and flagella associated protein 70 (gene cfap70). Gene Ontology annotation, biological process: cilium assembly; cilium movement. The coding region runs from base 77 to 3370 and encodes 1097 amino acids. The record is from RefSeq and is a predicted model, not a curated record. Gene Ontology annotation, cellular component: extracellular exosome; motile cilium. Gene Ontology annotation, molecular function: protein binding. The transcript has 27 exons. NCBI's taxonomy places the organism in Eukaryota, Metazoa, Chordata, Actinopteri, Moronidae.
GAGGCUGCGUAACCAACAGAGGAAAGCGACCGCGGUUGACAACGGCAGCCGACGUUAACCAUAAUUAGUCUGCACAAUGGAGACACCUGACAGCACCGCAGCGACAGAUGCAACUAUAACAGUAACUGUCGUCCGUGGAAAUAACCUGCAAGGAAAAAAGCCAGACAGCUUACUGAGUUUUCUGGAGAUUCAGUUGGAUGGCACAGUGCUGGGAGAGUCAGACAAGAAGCUGUCUGAACCUGUGGAGCAGCGUGUCGACUAUAACUUUACCUGCAGUUUCCACUACCCCAGUGAUGCUCAGGCUCUCAGUAACAUCGCACAUAAACCGAUCAUACUGACAGUGAUAGAAUUCCUGCCUGAGGAGAAGAAAGCUGAGGCGAAGACAGCGGUGCUGGGUCAAGCUGUGGUCGACCUGCUGCCACUGCUACAAGGUCAGUGCAGCUUCUCGUCCACAGUCCCACUGAAACCAGUGACCAGCUCACCAGCCAAAGAGGUCCAGAACUCCAGCAGCAAGAGCAGCGGGAAUGAGGAGACAGCAAUUACAGCCACACAGAAGUCACUGGUCAGCAAAGUCAUUUUGAAGUGGAGGAAUAAGUCGACUCUGGAUGUGUGUGUCAGUGUAUCGGAUCCAGUGCUGUCUCAGGCUGAACUCUCAGCCUCCAACCUGCUAAGGGUAACUGUGGAGACAGCCUAUUCCGUCCCUGAGUCAUGGAUGCUGCUGUCUGGCCCUGCCCCCUGCACAUACACUGCAGCCCUGGAGGUCCCACUUAGUGCAGAGAAAGAUCAGGUGCUGGUGUUCUGUGAAGGACAGCUGAUGGCUGGAGGGCAGAGGGAGGAAAUGGGCCGACUGAAGAAGAGGCCACAUCAGGCCCUGCUGGUCCCGGGAAACCAUUUUCUGCCUGCUGCCUUUUUCCAGGCAGAGCCCAUUGAACAGGAGGACGGCGAACUGACUGGCAUAGAGGACCGGAGGUUUCGCACUGAGGCAGAGAUCAUGAAGAAUAGGGUGAGCUGGGACACAGAGAUGUGCUGCUUCGUGGAUGCAGAAGGAGUUAACAGGCUGCGGCAUAGGAUCACUGAGAACAGACUCUGGCCAGUAGAGAUUAUGAGGUCGUCGGCUCCGCUGUCAAAGGCAGCAGAAAACAAGUUGCUAGCUGAGGAGAACCCAGAGAUCCCCUUCCAUGGUGUGGCGUUUGUGGACAUGGGCCGGCUGCUGUAUCCUGGAGUCAACCGCAUUCGAGGAGCAUACAGCAUUCAGCCUUUCUCUGAGGCUGAGUUGCUGCAAAAGGCCAAUUUGAGUGUCAGUGUGUUAAAGGAGGAGGCCAAGGCUGCAGCCAACCUAGCCAAAACCUGUGCCUCAGCUGCAGGCUCGCACAGGGGUAAGGCCGGGAAGAACUUGGACAAGGGAGCCAAGGAGCCAGCCAAAAAGCAAUCUGGCAAUCAGAGCAGGAUGGCUGGGGCUGGCAGUGUGACCGACAGCCUAACCGAAACUGAGCCAACGCAAGUCAAUGCGGAGGGAAAUAUGUAUCUAGAGGCCAGAACUUAUAUUAUCAUUGAGAUUGCCUUGGAGAAACCACUGGUACCCAAAACAACUCUAGAGGAGCUGGCCACAAGGGUGAAGGAGUUGAUCCCACCCAGAUCUUCACUUUCAACGAGUCCUAGCAGAGCAGAAAGAGCAGUACUGGACUUCCACAAGCAGGUAGGCAACAUGGUGACUCAUGUUACAGACCAGUAUAAGGAAUUGUUUGGAGCAAGAUGCAAGCCGUCAGGAGACUACAGCCAGGAGCAAAUGAAGGUUCAGCUGAUGGGAACGCUCAGUGUCUCUGCGAGAUACUUUGCCUUCAAGGAACAGAUGAAGCAUGCAGUGGUGAAGAUUGUACGUGACACGAUGCAGCAGACAGAGCCAAUCACUGACCCCCAGGAGCUAAAGGUUUUUGUCAGCAAACUCUAUGUUUACCUGGUGGAUGAGAUGCACAUAGCUCUCAACAAGAUUUAUUCAGAUGAUGUUGACGAUGACUCCACAGAUGAAAUCCAGUUGAGUUCUUCUCAGCUCAGACAUUUUGCCAGAGAGGCUCAGCUUACUGGGGAUUAUCAGCAGGCUGUUCAGUACUACCAAGAGCUAGUGGUAAGGUACCCCAGUGAGCCCUCCCACAGGUUUGAGUGGGGAGGCCUCUACAUGCAGACCGGAGACUACAUGAAGGCUAAAGAAUGUUUUCAUGACGCUGUGUCCAUCCAACAGGCACACAAACCCAGCCUGAUUAUGUGUGGGGUCUUGGCAGCGAUGUCUGAGCAUUACAAGGAGGCCCAGACCUUCCUGGAGCGAGCCACCAUCAUAGACCCGCCCUCUGUGGUGGCCUGGACGCUGCUGGGUUUGCUCCAUGAGAGCCAGAAUGAAUCCAUCCUGUCCGAGAGUGCUUUUCUGGAGGCCAGAAGGCAGCUGUGGUCAAAAGAGGCAAAUAAGGACACACAGAUCAAGGAGGAGAAGAAAGACAAGGAGAAAGAUCAGCAGGAGGAAGAGAUAAACAUGCCUGCAUGUCAGUCUCCCACUGUGAAGCAAGACCCAGAAUAUGGAGACAAGGACUCAGGGGCACAGGAAGAAACUCCUGCAGAGAUCCUGACCAGAUCAGAGCCAGUUAAGCUGUCCUGUACCAUUUACACAGAGACGGUUCAGUUCCUGCUGCAGAACACUGCCUUGCAGAUGGUGGAGCAUGUGCUGUCGCAGGAGCUGCUGUGGUCAGACAGUGGUCGCAGUGUCUACUAUCUUCUUCAUCUGGCCCAGUUUCAGCUGCUCAGAGCUGACUAUUGCAGUGCCGCUGCCAGCCUAAAGGAGGUGCUGUUUCACAGCAACCAGGAUGCGGAUGUGUGGGCUCUGAAUGGUCACUGUCACUACAUGCAAGGGGCGUUCAGUGAUGCCCAGGAGAGCUAUGAGCGGAGCCUGAUCUUCCUACGGCAGCCAGCAGACUCCCACAUUGUCCUCCUCCGCCUGGGAUACAUCUACCUCCAGCAAGAGAAGUUUGACCAAGCCAAAGUUAUCUACCUGCAGGCUUGUGAGCAGUCUCCGUCCUGCCUGACUUGGCUGGGCCUGGGCACCGCCUGUUAUCGGCUGGAGGAGCUGUGUAUAGCUGAGGAAGCACUGAAAGAGGCCAACUAUUUGAACAACCAGAAUGCAGAGGUGUGGGCUUACCUAUCUCUGAUCUGCCUCAGGUCUGGCAGACAAGAGGAAGCAGAGCAGUUUUAUAAAUAUGCAACAAAGUUCAAUCUGCAGAAGGAGUCACUCCUCAAAGAGUUCAAUGAACUGAAGGAUCAGCUCCGCUUCAGUCAGCUAGUGUCAUGCUUUGGAACAAGCUCUGAAGCAGGGGUCUCAAUCAAAUGACCAAGUACAUUUCACACGCACAUACACAUAAACAUGUAGCGUCAAAUUAACCAACAUUUUUAAAAGACAUUUUAUUGUAUUUCAAACAUGUUUAUGUUGUGACAUUUAUUGUGAAAUGAAACACAGCCGGCUCAGAUGCACAUGUCAUAUUUUACAGAGGAGAUCAGUAACUGGCCAAGCCAUAAAAAAGUUAAACCCUGUUCAACUUCAACAUUACAACAAACUUAAAGCAACACAAAUACUCUUAAAUGUGUAUAAAACAACAACAAAACAAAAAAAUGCACACAAUUAACAAAAGAAAAGAAAAAGGGCAUGUGGUGACUGGUAUUAUCAGAAUAUUUUUUAGAAAAACCAUGAUCUCACUUUUCAUGUAAUUUUUACCAUCUGAACAGCAAAACAAGCCUAAUAAAACACCCCGGCCUUGUUCUAAGCUACUUUUGGCACAAUUUGCUUUGGAAGGAAAUGUUAUGUGGAAUAUAAUGCUCCUGUCGAAUACAUCUAUAAUGCAGGUGUUGCAUUGAAUGUAUUUCUUAUGUUAAAUUAGCAAAUUGGGGUUCUCAAAAUGUGGUAUUGGAAAAUGCAUUUCAUAUAUAUUUCCUGUACCUUUAAAAUACACUGUUUUUGAAGUGGCUUAUGUUUUCUCAUUGUAUGACUUUCAAAUGCACACUUUAUUGUAACAUAUUUGCUUCCCAUGUGUUUUUAUUGUGUCAUUUUUACACCAAUUCUAGCCUCCGAGCC